Lemur catta (Ring-tailed lemur) is the source of this 789-nucleotide messenger RNA. RefSeq names its product putative protein TPRXL (gene CIST1). Bases 6 to 725 code for a protein of 239 amino acids. The record is from RefSeq and is a predicted model, not a curated record. Lineage: Eukaryota; Metazoa; Chordata; Mammalia; Primates; Lemuridae. The transcript has 4 exons.
CAGGAAUGGCGGGCCCCCUGCUGCCGCUGCUGCUGCUUCUGGCUUUGGUGCCGCUACUGAUAGCUUUUGGGAGCGACUCUCUUCCUACCCUUAGCACCCUCACAGACGAGUCCUCAGCUUCCAGCCCCCUGAUCUCUUCUCCCUCCAGCCACAGCACCCCCGGUUCAGGGGAAACCCCCAACACCUACUCCAGUGUCUUGGGUUCGGAGUCAGACUCCACGACCCACCUCAGCCCCUCAAGUUCAGGGGUGACCUCCUCGGGCCAGCCCAGCCCCAGCUCCACAGAUUCAACGGUGGCCUCCACCUCUAUGAGAUCAGAGACAGCCACCGACCCCAGCUCCGGCUCGCCCAGUUUAGAGCUCUCCCCCACUUUCCAUUCCACUGCCCCCAGUUCCACAGCCUUGACCCUGACCUGGAGUCCCACUUCCCACAGCCUGGGAAUGGAGCCCUCCUCCGUGUCCUUGGCCCCCACGGACCGGACAUCGGAGCCCUCUGGCCCAGCUACAGGUGACGCUGGGGCCCCUGAGUUACACAGGAACCCGGGCGUGGUGGUGACCGUGUGUUUGUUGCUGUCUGUUUUGCUCACCGGGUCUGUGGUCAUGGCUGUGGGGUACUGCCGCCAGCGAGACUCCGAGUUCCAGAAGCUGGAAGAGGUGUCCAUGGAAUCCGUGAGUUCAAGGUCGUCCUUUGCCCGCCCACAGCUCUCCGGAGUGAGCCUGCCGUGAGGGGAUGACGGAGACAGGGGCCUGGAUGGGGCUGGGGCCCUGGGGAGGGUGGCGCCUGAGGAAA